This is a messenger RNA of Paramecium sonneborni, 2980 nucleotides long. The record is from the annotation of a GenBank genome assembly. Lineage: Eukaryota; Ciliophora; Oligohymenophorea; Peniculida; Parameciidae.
AUGAAACAUAAUAAUAAAGAAUUCGUUUUUCUACGCAUAGCAUAAGUUUCAAUAAUAAAAAAAAUAUAAUCGUAAGAGUCCAAGUUCAUGUUUCCAAUUUCAAAAACUUUUAGACUUGAGAUAAAUGGGCAAGUGACUCAUGAUCUUUUGAGUAUUAGGUUAACUAAAAUAUUUCUUAAUCUUAUAGGUCACUUUAAUAAUAAGAGGAUGAGUAUGAAAACUAAGAAGAGCUUUCAGAAAUCUUAGCUCAUGUCAAAGAUGUCGACGAAUCAAUAUUUAAGAUGAUUCUGGAAAUAAUGAGGAAAAAGAAUAUUCAAGAUCUUUUAGGAUUUCUAAGAAGGAAAGAAAAUCUUCAACAUCUGAAUUCAGAUGUGGGGAGACAAAUUCAAAAGAUAACAAAUGUUGUUAAAAACCUUGAGGAACAUGACUUUAAUAAAAAAGACUAUUCGUUGGAAGAAUAAGAAGGAAUCAAAAAAGACCUAAUAAUGAAAAUAAAAAAAGAUACAAACCUCAUGGAAUUUUUGAAAUUUCUAGUUCAAAUUACAGCCAUUGAUUAGAAAUUCAUCAGAUGUGGAUCUAAUUCUUUACACUUAUUAAUUUUAAUGUAAGUUGAUCUGACGAAUCAAAUUUUCGAAAAUAUCAGAAUUAUGGAUACUUCUUUAAUAGGAGGAAACUUCGUUAGGUGCAAUCUCAAUGAAUCUGAAUUCAACAAUGUGGAUAUUAGUGGAGUGAAUUUGAACGGAGCUCUUCUCUUCAAUUGUAAAUGGAAGAACAUUAAAAUCCAUGAAGUGAAUUAAUUGGAUGGUCAUGAAGGAUCGGUGUGGUCAGUCAGUAUCUCACCUGAUGGGACUACUAUAGCAUCUGGCAGUGGGGAUAAGUCUAUUCGUUUAUGGGAUUUAAAAACAGGAGUAUAAAAAGCAAAAUUGGAUGGUCAUAGUGAUGAUGUACGAUCAGUAUGCUUCUCACAAGAUGGAACCUCUAUAGCAUCUGGUAGUCGAGAUAAGUCUAUUCGUUUAUGGGAUGUUAAAACAGGAUAAUAAAAAACCAAAUUAGAUGGUCACAGCGAUUCUGUUUGGUCAGUUUGCUUUUCACCUGAUGGAACUAUUAUAGCAUCUGGUAGUCAAGACAAGUCAAUCCGUUUAUGGGAUGUUAAGAAAGGAUAUUAAAAAGCAAAAUUGGAGGGUCAUGAUAAUUGGGUCGUGUCAGUGUGUUUCUCACCUGAUGGAAAUAAUUUAGCUUCUGGUAGUGGAGAUAAGUCUAUUCGUUUAUGGGAUUUUAAAACAGGACAAUAAAAAGCAAAAUUGAAUGUUCAUAUGGAUUUUGUCUGGUCAGUGUGUUUUUCACCAGAUGGAACUAUUUUAGCAUCUGGUAGUGGAGAUAACUCUAUCAGUUUAUGGGAUCUUACGAAAGGAUAAUAAAAAGCAAAAUUGUACGGUCAUACUAAUUGUAUCAAUUAAGUAAUCUUCUCACCUGAUGGAAUUACUUUAGCAUCUGGUAGUGAGGACAAAUCUAUCAUUUUGUGGGAUGUCUAGACAGGAUAAUAAAAAGCCAAAUUGGAUGGCCAUAGUGAUAGUGUCUGGUCAGUUUGUUUCUCACCCGAUGGAACUAAUUUAUUAUCUGGUAGUGAAGAUAAAUCUAUCAGUUUAUGGGAUGUUAAAACAGGACAAUAAAAGGCCAAAUUGGAUGGUCAUAGUAAUUCAGUUUACUCUGUAUGCUUCUCUCCUGAUGGAUCCACCUUAGCAUCGGGUAGCAAGGAUAAUUCUAUCCGUAUUUGGAAUGCUAAGACAGGGUUAUUAUAAGCCAAAUUGGAUGGUCAUAGUCAUUAUGUCACUUCAACUUAUUUCUCAUCAGAUGGAAUUACUUUAGCAUCUGGUAGUCAAGAUAAGUCUAUCCUUUUAUGGGAUUUAAAGACAGGAUAAUAAAAAGCAAAAUUGGAAGGUCAUGAUGAUUGGGUCUUGUCAGUAUGCUUCUCACCUGAUGGAAAUCAUAUAGCAUCUGGUAGUGGAGAUAAGUCUAUUCGUUUAUGGGAUUUUAAAACAGGAUAAUAAACAGCCAAAUUAUAGGGUCAUAGUGAUAAUGUCAUAUCGGUACGUUUCUCACCUGAUGGAACUACAUUAGCAUCUGGUGGCGGAAAUGAUUAUGGAGGUGGAGAUUGUUCAAUACGUUUAUGGGAUAUUAAGACAGGGAAAAAAAAAACCAGAUAUACUGGACAUAAUGAUCCUGUCGUCUCAUUAUGUUUCUCACCUGAUGGAACUACUUUAGCAUCUGGUAGUCAAGAUAAGUCCAUCCUUUUAUGGGAUUUAAAGACAGGAUAAUAAAAAGCAAAAUUGGAAGGUCAUGAUGAUUGGGUCUUGUCAGUAUGCUUCUCGCCUGAUGGAAAUCAUAUAGCGUCUGGUAGUGGAGAUAAGUCUAUUCGUUUAUGGGAUUUUAAAACAGGAUAAUAAAAAGCAAAAUUGGAUAGUCAUAGUGAUUAUGUUAGAUCAGUAUGUUUCUCACCUGAUGGAACUACCUUAGCCUCUGGUAGUCACGAUAUGUCUAUUCGUUUAUGGGAUGUUGGCACAGGAUAAAAAUAAGCAAAAUUGAAUUGUAAUUCCAAUUUUAUAAACUUAGUGGGCUUCUCGUCUGAUGGAACUUCCUUAGCAUCUAGUUCGGCAUAUAAGCCUAUUAGUUUAUGGGAUGCUUAAAUAGGAUAAUUGAAUGAACCUUCAAAUAUUAAAACCGAAGAAUUUGUAGCAUAGAUUCAAACGGCCAAAAAUUAAAACAAUCAAAUUGCAGAAGGUAUUAUAUUAAUUUUUUCUUAGUAACUUCUAAUAUUACUAUUCUACUUAUAUCACAAUAGGUCCUAUUUUAAGCUUAAGGAGCUCUAAUUUUCAAAGGAGAAUUUGUUAAUCAAUCCUAAAUAGAUUUAAAAACAUUAUUAAAAAAAAAAGGAAGUUUCUUUUUAGAAAAUAAAUUUGUAGAAUAAUUAAAGCCGAAUUGA